Molecule: messenger RNA, 1264 nt
Organism: Solenopsis invicta (red fire ant)
Lineage: Eukaryota; Metazoa; Arthropoda; Insecta; Hymenoptera; Formicidae
Exons: 2
Coding region: 415-1182 (255 amino acids)
Source: RefSeq, a predicted model, not a curated record
UACGGUUGAUAAAGAUUCAUAAGUUUACUCAUGUAUUGAUCAAUUUUCUAUACUUGCUCUUUAUUUUGUAUUAUAAAAAAGCUUUGCAAUUUAUUUAUUUUACAUUUUAUUAUUUUAUAUUGCAGUUUAUUGUUGUAAAAUUUUUACCAACUGCGGAAGACGAUAAUGUUUAUUAUGAGGUUGCUCUGGCCAAACGGUUAGUACAAAUUGAUAAAAAUAUGAUUGGAAAGAUUUUUUGGCCAAAGAAAAAUUCAAUUGCGGGCAAAUUAGCGCUCCGAGGCAAGAGCAGAUGAAACCUGGCAACAGUUGGAAAUAGAAGUUAAAAGAUAUUAUGAAACAUAUAUUUCUGCAAGAAAUGCCGCAAGAGGUUUUGAACAAUUUGCAUCUGCCUAUAAAAGUGAUUCAGGAUGUCAGAUGGGCAGGGGCAUGAGAAGAAAACGACUUAUAAAUCCAUUCUCAUCUGACGAUGAUUCAUCUGGUUCUGAUAGAUCUAAAAGGUGCAAGCAAGAUAAAUUAAAAUCAAAAUUACCAGCUGCUCCUCUUCCACCACCUCUUCCCGCUAAUUCAUCUCGGAGGAAGUCUUUAAACAUUGCUUUAAAAGAGAAUAUUAAUCCAUUGAUAGUUGUUUCUAACAAGAAACAAGGCAAGACAGUAACUGCUCCAACUUCAGCCUCAACUACAGCCAAUGUUAAGCAGAACAGGUUAUUGCAAAAAAUUAUUAAUCUGAGACAGCAGGCAGCUGAUAAGGCAGAGCAACGGAAGAAAGCAAUGUCUUUAGAAAAUAUACAUAAGUUACCUGUAAAAAAAAAAUUAGUUUAUAGCACAUUGUGCUCUGAACCGCUAGAGGAAGAUUUUGAGACAAAUGAGAGUUGCAAGUCUGACUCACAAUCAUCGUCAAUUGUGUCGUUAAACAUGCAAUCCAUUGGAGAGUCAUCACUUGUUAAUGAUAUGUUCAAGGAUACUCAGUCUCGGUCUUUCUAUCAAUCUUCGUCAAAUAAGAUUCAAAGCCUAAUUCAGACUCAGCGUCUCUGUAGUUCAUCCAUAAUAAGUGAUAUACAUCAGAAAUCAUCAAAAGAAUUAAAUGAAUUUGACACUGAAGAAAAAGAUGAAACUGACUCAUUAACUCUAUCACAGACAAACUUGAAUAUAGGUUUAGUAUUAUAUAUUAUAUACUAUGUUUAAUGAUAUACUGUUUAGGAAAAAAAUCAACAUUCCUAUGUUGCAAGCAACAUUUCAGAGAUGUACUCGCAACAAACUUUUCUCU